ACUAUUCCAGCUGUUGUUAGAGACAGUGCAGAUGUCGUGUUGAUUCUCGGCAGUGUGGCGCUCGCGCUGCUUUCAGGAUGCUGUACAUGCACGCUGUAGCCGCUCUGCUCGCCUUAUCGUGCUUCCUGAAGGAGACUGAGGCCUGGGGAUACAAGAAUGGAAUUCUUCACAACUCCAUUUGGCUUGAACAAGCAGCUGGAGUGUACCACCGGGAAUCUCGCAAAGGGAGAUACCAGCUGACGUAUAAGGAGGCCAAAGCUGUGUGCAAGUUUGAGGGGGGUUCACUAGCCACUUAUGAUCAACUUGAAGCUGCCAGACAAAUAGGCUUUCAUGUGUGUGCAGCUGGAUGGUUUGAUAAAGGCCGUGUGGGAUAUCCCAUCGUGAAAGCAGGAGCCAGUUGCGGAUAUGGAAAGGUUGGAAUUAUCGAUUAUGGUUAUCGACUAAACAAAAGUGAGAAGUGGGAUGUCUACUGCUACAAUCCUAAUUCAAAAGAGUGUGGAGGUGUGCAUACAGACCAGGAGAAGAUUCUGCAGUCACCAGGCUUUCCAGAUGAGUAUCCUGAUGAGCAGAUCUGCUAUUGGCACAUUCGUGUGCGCUACGGCCAGAGGAUUCGUCUGCAGUUCCUCGAAUUCGAUGUUGAGGAUGAUGUAGACUGCAUCAGUGAUUAUCUGGAGAUCUAUGACAGUUAUGAUGAUGUCUCAGGUUUUGCUGGAAGGUACUGUGGAGAUGAACUACCUGAAGACUUUCUUAGCACAGGUAAUGUUAUGACACUAAAGUUCCUUGCCGAUUCAUCUGUGUCUGCCGGAGGUUUCAGGCUACAAUACACUGCUAUUGAUUCAUCUCUGCUCUCUGACAAUGACACAAGCGCUUACACUUGACCACUUCUUAAGUAGAUGAUGUUUUUAUCAGUGAAUUGUUUAGGUAAUAUGUUUACACAAUUGUAAUCCACCAUUUAAAGAAAUGUAUAGGACUGUAUUAAACUUCUUUUGUACUUCA
Pangasianodon hypophthalmus (striped catfish) is the source of this 996-nucleotide messenger RNA. RefSeq names its product tumor necrosis factor, alpha-induced protein 6 (gene tnfaip6). The record is from RefSeq and is a predicted model, not a curated record. Lineage: Eukaryota; Metazoa; Chordata; Actinopteri; Siluriformes; Pangasiidae. Bases 78 to 878 code for a protein of 266 amino acids. The transcript has 6 exons. Gene Ontology annotation, molecular function: hyaluronic acid binding. Gene Ontology annotation, biological process: negative regulation of inflammatory response; cell adhesion.